AAAGACGACGUCACCGGCACUUUCGGGAGUCACUACAGAAGCUGAGUCUGCCCCAAGCCAGCAUGAUCCUGACACUGCUGUUUGGCCUGGGGGGGCCCCUGGGCUGGGGGAUGCUGGGGACCUGGGCGCAGGCCCCUGGUACCAGUUUCUCUGAUCCACACAGCCCCCAGCCACCUGGGGUCUGGAGGGCAGAGGCGGAGGACUCCGGCGGGGACCCUGUCAGACGUAACUGGUGCCCCUACCAGAAGUCCAGACUGGUCACCUUCAUAGCUGCUUGCAAAACCGAGAAAUUCCUCGUCCACUCACAGCAGCCAUGUCCACAGGGGGCUCCAAACUGCCAGAAGGUCAAAGUCAUGUACCGUGUGGCCCACAAGCCGGUGUACCAGGUCAAGCAGAAGGUGCUGGCCUCCGUGGCCUGGAGAUGCUGCCCGGGCUUUGCGGGCCCCGACUGCCAGCACCACGAUCCCAUGGCAAUCCCUGAGCCUGAAGAUCCAGGUGAUAGCCUCCAGGAGCCUUGGGAUGGGCCAGUUGACUCUGAAUCUGGUCAUCCAGCUGCAGAGAUCCGCAACACAGUGGAGCAGCAGGAACGCCGACUGGGAGAUCUCCAGAAUGACAUCCAUCAGAUGGCAGACAGCCUCCCAGGCCUGUGGGAAGCCUGGGCAAGCAACCUCACAGUGGCCACAACUGAGGCAAAUCAAACAGAGCUUGGGUUUCCAGGCAGAUCCUUGGAGCAAGCGCUACUGCCCCACAUCAACACCUUCCUACAAGGACAUCUCAGCCCCAUGUGGAGAAGCUUCAACCAAAGCCUGCACAGCCUCUCCCAGGUCAUAAGAAACUUAUCUCUUGACGUGGAGGCCAACCAACAGGCCCUCAAGAGGGUCCAGGAGAGCUCUGUGGCCAGAGCUGACUUCCAGGAGCUUGGUACCAAAUUUGAGACCAAGGUCCAGGAGAACACCCAGAGGGUGGGCCAGCUGAGGCAGGACGUGGAGGACCGCCUGCACGCCCAACGCCUGUCCCUGCACCAGUCCCUCUCAGAGGUCCAGACUGACGUGGACAUCAAGUUGAAGAAGCUCCUUAAAGCCCAGGAGUCUGUGGGGAUCAAUAGCAGCCUGGUGCUGGCAGCAGCAGGGGCAGCAGCAAGGCCAGAGCCAGAGAGCCUGAACGCCAGGCUGGGCCAGCUGCAGAGGAACCUCUCGGCCCUGCAUGUGGCCACUGCCCACAGGGAGGAGGCGCUACGGAGCACCCUGGCAGACAUGAAGGCCACCCUGGCCCGGCACGUGGAUGAGAUCAAAGAGCUGUACUCGGAAUCUGAUGACACCUUCGAUGAGAUCAGCAAGCUGCAGCGGCAGGUGCAGGAGCUGGAGGUGAACCACACGGCGCUGCGAGAGCUGCGGGUGAUCCUGAUGGAGAAGUCACUGAUCAUGGAGGAGAACAAGGAGGACAUGGAGCGGCAGCUCCUGGAGCUCAACCUGACCCUCCAGCACCUCCAGGGCGCCCACGCGGACCUCAUCAAGUACGUCAAGGACUGCAACUGCCAGAAGCUCUACUUCGACCUGGAUGUCAUCCGGGAGGACCAAAGGGACACCACGCGAGCCCUGGAGGAGACCCAGGUGACUCUGGAUGAGCGGCGGCAGCAGGACGGCUCCUCCCUGCAGGCCCUGCGCGACACGGUGGCCUCCCUGUCGCUGGCCGUGGACACGCAGCAGGCAGAGGGUGAGCGGGCGCGGGCUGAGGUGGCACGGCUCCGGAGCCAGCUGCGUGCCCUGGAUGGCGAGGUGAGCGCGCUGCGGGCCGCUGAGACCGAGAUCCGCCGCGACAUCCGCCAGCUGCACAGCUCCUUCUCUGCCCUGCUGGAGGACGCGCUGCGGCACGAGGCCGUGCUGGCCGCUCUUUUCGGGGAGGAGGUGAUGGAGGAGAUGUCCGAGGAGGGGCCUGGCACGCUGCCCCUGCGCUACGAACAGAUCCGCGUCGCCCUGAUGGACGCGGCCAGCGGGCUGCAGGAGCAGGCUUUAGGCUGGGAUGCGCUGGCCGCCAGGGUGACUGCCUUGGAACAGGCCUCGGGGGCCCGCCGGCACACCGCGCGUUUGGAGCCCAGCCGGGACGCUUCACCAGAGGAGGUCGGUGGGCUGGCGCAGGAGCUCCAGCGCCUGAGCUCGGACAUGGAGCGUAUGGGUCGGUGCUGUGAGGCCGCCUGGGUCUCCUCCCUCAACAGCUCCCUCGAGGGCCUUCGCGGGGAGCUCUCCACGACUGAGCGCGGCUUGGAGAGGCACCAGCGCCUCUUCCACAGCCUCUUUGGGAACUUCCAAGGGCUCGUGGCAGCCAACGUCAGCCUGGACCUGCAGAAGCUGCAGGCCAUGCUGAACAGGAAAGGGAAGAAGCAGCAGAAAGGCCUGGAAGCUCCCAAGAGGAGGGAUCGGAAGCAAGUGGAAUCUUUAGAGGAUGCGCGUGUCAAGGGGCCAGCGCUUUGGGAGGCAGGCUCCCCUGUGGCCUUCUACGCCAGCUUUUCAGAAGGGACCACUGCUCUGCAGACAGUGAAGUUCAACACUGCUUAUGUCAACGUCGGCAGCAGCUACUUCCCUGAACACGGCUACUUCCGAGCCCCUGAGCGUGGGGUCUAUCUGUUUGCAGUGAGCAUUGAAUUUGGCCCAGGGCCAGGCACCGGGCAGCUGGUGUUUGGAGGUCACCAUCGGACCCCUGUCUAUACCACUGAGGAGCAGAGGGGUGGGAGCCCAGCAACAACCUUUGCUAUGGCUGAGCUGCAAAAGGGUGAGAGAGUGUGGUUUGAGCUAACCCAGGGAUCAAUAAUGAAGAGAAGCCCGCCAGGCACUGCAUUUGGGGGCUUCCUGAUGUUCAAGACCUGAGUACCAAGCACAGCUCUGACCAGACACUGUGGACUUGUCCAGCUCUCCUUGGCCUAGGGCUCAGGCCAGGGUUGGUCUGGAGACCAUCCAGUUGGUCUAGCUUUUCCCUGGAAACCUUCUGCAAAGACAGCAUGGUAUUUGUGGCCUCUCUCUAGACGCACCGGGUCUGGCUGUCUCUAAACAAUGAGGAAGGCUGCCAUGCUCCUCUCCGGGCAGGGCCUGGGCCGGGGCGUCUGCGUUUUGGCUGGGUCUGCCCUCUGAGGCAGCACAGCUUGGACUCCAGUUCUUGGCCCUAUCCUGGGUUUGGCAGCGUUUUGGUGUCUUGCUCCUCCUGUGGUUGGAAACUCACAUACAACACUUUAAACCUUUCUCCUGCUUCCUCUUCAUCUCAUGCUAGAAAAUCAUUCUUUCCCAAAAAGAAUAUGUUUAAAUGGAAGUGACACUUGGGACAGUACUGGAAGCUACUCUCUACCUGCUGCGGGGCCGCAGGGGGAAACCAACUGUGUGGUGACAGAAGACCUGGCCGAGUCAACCAAGGGAAACACAGAUUAGUCUCAUUCCUUAGUUCCAGUCCUUCCUUGAAUUUACCUGGUAACUUUACUCCCGUUUCUCCCUGCCUCACACGGGGUAAAGGCCAAGCCGGGACAAGCAUGAGCUAAGUGUAGAGCCUCUGCUUUUGCUUUCUCCAAUAGCUUAUGACCACCCCGGUUCUUAUUAUCAUUUCUCAACAGGAAGGUAGCUGAGAGAAGGAAGCUGGUAAAAUCUCCCUCAAUGAAUUGUCAACUUUGGAAUACAGUGAUGCCCUUCAGGUUUGGCUGGUUUGCAAAGCAAACCAGUAUGGAGAACAAAAAAUUUGGUGAAGUAGGUAGAGAUAUGGGGCAAAGUCAAACUACUUGGGAUGUGACUUCAUAAUUUCAGUUGUGAACACCACCUGAAACACUCAUAGGCCGCUGCAGUAUCCGCAGAAUACUGAAUCACACCGUGCCGCUGAGAGCUGUAAUCAUUCCUUCAGUAUCAGUGCAUGGUUUUCAGAAAGUUACAGAUCCUGAAGAGAAGAGGCUUGAGGAAGCAGUCAUCUGCGUGUCAGAAAACAGUUUUACUUUGGUAGUAGGUGUUUGUUAUUUGUGGCAUAUACCUUUGUCCAUAAGAAAACCAGACUGGUCUGGGUGAUGAAAAAGGACAGAGUUGCCUGUGAGAGUUAACAAGGUUCCUGGCCCCUCUCAUUGUUUCCCAGGGCUCCUGAAUUCAAAUAAUUUGCCCCUCAGAAUUUAUUUGCCACUAAGCUUGGUGUGCUCAAUGUGCUAAAAUAUCAAUGUUAAAAGGAACACUAUGCCAGGCUGCAUUGCCACUGACAGUUGGACCUUGGGGCAAAUCACAACCACUCUUGAACUUUUCCACCUGGGUAUGAGGUGGUCAGUCUACCAACUCUAAACAUGCUGGUGUUUUACUAUCUUGACCACAGGUUCGACUCUCGACUCCUCUGCCCUUCCUUCUGGCCAGGGCCUCCUGCCUCCUGCAGCUCAGCUGUAAAAGUAAUCCUGACACCAGAUAUGACAUGCUUGGGCCACUCCUGACCACAGACUGGAAAGCCAGUGCUGGGUCACCCUUGCUGCUGAAGACCAUUGCAGUGUCUUCUCUUUGCUCAGUCCUGCUAUUACGGGUCAGGCUGUGCUGAUGACAAAGUGAGACAUUUAGGGUAAUACAGCCUUAUCAUUUAAGACUUUCAUUUGGAAUUUACUGCAUAUAAUAAGCAGAGUGAACUGAUAUCCUCCAUAAGGGGCACAUGUCCUUCAACCUGCCUAUGGUGGUGCUGUUUAACAGGGAGGUUAUAAAUGAAGAGUGCUAACUGGUAAACUCUUCCAGAAUCAUGGAUAAAUCACUCCUGGUUUCUGGGGUAAGAACUGGAGACAAUGCUUCUUUUAGAUACAGUGCUUUCCGUGCAGAUUGCACAAAAUCUUAAUAUCAAGCAUAAAUUUUCGGUUUAAAUACUUCGGUAACUAGGCCCUCAGACUAUCAAGAAUUCUGAAGUUCAAUGGAUCUAUUUUCUUGUUAUGAUUUUUUUUUUUUUUACUGUGGACCAUCUUUAAGGUCUUUAUUGAAUUUGUUACAAUACUGUUUCUGUUUUGGGUUUUUUUUUGUUUUUUUUUUUGGUUUUUUGGCCAUGAGGCAUGUGGGAUCUUAGCUCCUCAACCAGGGACUGAACCUAUACUCCUUGCUUUGGAAGGCAAAGUCUUAAUCACUAGACUGCCAGGGAAGUCCCUGAUGGAUUUCUUUCUUCCAUUAAUGUCUCUGGGUGGAGUCUGUUUGAGUGCCCCCAAAGGAGACCCCCUGUUACUCAGGCAAGUGUUAAAACACCCUUCACUUGUGGCAUCCAGAACAAGACGAUGACUCACGCACAGAGUGGUAUCAGAAUUCCCUAAACCCAAUGGUAAAAAAAAUACCCCAAAAUACUCAAAAACAUCAUUGAAAAACAAGAAUGGUACCAUACGCAGAUCAGGAAAUUUUAGUUAACUCCUAUAAAACAGCAAGUACAAGGGAGCAACCACAAAAUGAAAUAGCAAUAGGAAGUCGUAACUCAAAACAUUUGAGAGAUGGGAGUGAUUUCAGGGGAUCCCUGAACGCAAACUCAGCCCUCCUCGGUCUGUGGAGGGGCAGUUGCGGCAGCCUGAGCUGAAUAAGCAGCCGGCAGCAGAGGCCUCCGUCUCCAGCUAGAGCUGCUGCUGCUGCUGCUGCCAAGUCGCUUCAGUCGUGUCCGACUCUGAGCGACCCCACGGACAGCAGCCAGAGCAGUGCCUGUCGGUCCCGAGCACAGUCACAGGGCAGCUACUGACACUUUAGAGGCAAGAACCUCCCACACCCAGAGGACACGUGUGACUUGAUCACAGUCAAGACUUCUGGAGAGAAUCCCGAGCUGUGUCUCCACAAACCACAACAUGUCUAACUCAUUUCAGAAACAUCGUCAAGAGGAUAUAUGGUCUAUUAAAAAUGUUUAUUAAAACUCCCUUUAAAAAAAAAAAAAACUCCCUUUAACUCUCAUACUCUGAAGCUCCUCUCCUUUCCCAUGAUGUUUAUCUCAAAAACUCCUCUCCCAGCUUCAGACUGAGCGUCAUUCCUCCAUGAAGAACGCUCCCCCAACCUGGCCUGACAAUGACAAAACUUUUCUGCUUGUCGAGGCAAACAGGCAGAGUGGGGAAAGCCUGGAUCCUCUUGAGGAGAUUAAGGAGAGGAAAGGAUUCCUUAUUUUUGUUCUAACAGCAAGUUCCAUCACUCCUGGAUAAAAGCAGGAACCCAAGGAACACAGAACUGGGUUUAGCAGGGAUUCACAAACACACCGAUGAGCAACUACCCCAAACUGCUAAACAUCUGUGGAUUCACAAACACACCGAUGAGCAACUACCCCGAACUGCUAAACGUUUGUGGAAAUCCAGUGUGCUGAACGAAAGGUUCCAGACUCAACAAACCAAAAGCUUUGGGAUAUAUAAAUCUCUAGAAACAUUACAGAAAAUUGGAAAUUCAACCUGAUCAUCUGCUACCUAGAUCCUGGUUUCUAAAUAUACUCCUCCCUAAAAGGAAGCAAAGAGAAAUGGCUAACUCAAUAGCAGGGGCAAGGAAAACACCAGAUAAGCCUGGAACGUCUUCACACGCCCCAAAGUAAAAAGUGCUCAGAAACGAUGGGUGCGUGUCACAAGGACUCAGCACCACCUUGAUGAACUCACAGUAGCCAAGUCUGGGUCAGUUUGAGCAUCAAAACAAAAAAUGACCUAACAGACAAUAACUUAUUGAAUGAGAGUCCAUACUGACAAUAAAAAAUAAACAAAAACAGAGAUUUAUUCCUUGUAGCAGAAUGCCAAUUAAUAAGUAUAAAUGUAAAAAUGGAAUCAGAAAAUCACCAGUCUGUAAUCACUGAUUCACGUAGAAGUUAUCAAUGGAUGUUAAAAUGCAGUCUCAAAGUCUCUCUCGUAACAUGCUAAGUACAAAAGGAAAACAGGGACUUAACAGCUGGGAAACUAGGGAGCAGCACCUUAAAAAGGGCUCA
Messenger RNA from Bubalus bubalis (water buffalo), 6897 nucleotides. RefSeq names its product multimerin 2 (gene MMRN2). Gene Ontology annotation, biological process: negative regulation of vascular endothelial growth factor receptor signaling pathway; negative regulation of cell migration involved in sprouting angiogenesis. Lineage: Eukaryota; Metazoa; Chordata; Mammalia; Artiodactyla; Bovidae. The transcript is spliced from 7 exons. Bases 63 to 2861 code for a protein of 932 amino acids. The record is from RefSeq and is a predicted model, not a curated record. Gene Ontology annotation, molecular function: protein binding.